This is a messenger RNA of Staurois parvus, 392 nucleotides long. The record is from the annotation of a GenBank genome assembly. Lineage: Eukaryota; Metazoa; Chordata; Amphibia; Anura; Ranidae.
ACGUACAUACAUACAUACAUACAUACAUACAUACACACGCAUACAGACACAUGUACACACACAGACACAUGUACAUACAUGCAGACACAUGUACAAUUGUACACGUAUGUACGUACACACACACACCACCCCCUCCAUAAAAAGUUGCAGUACUUCGUUGUUCACUCACAGAGCUGGGUACUGCACUCUAGGGGGAGGCAGAGAGCACAGCACACACCCCUUGCUUUGCUUUCACUGCGCUCAGCUAUUGAGCACUCUGACGGCUCUUAGUGCCAAUGACAGAUCCGGCCCGAGCUCAGAGCCUGCUCAGCAAGACAGCCCUGGAGGACACACUCGCCCCCACCAUAAUUUCCACUCGCCAUUGGCGAGCAGAAAUUUCAAGCCCUGAUCUA